Messenger RNA from Amphibalanus amphitrite, 976 nucleotides. RefSeq names its product cuticle protein 19-like. The record is from RefSeq and is a predicted model, not a curated record. The coding region runs from base 64 to 828 and encodes 254 amino acids. Lineage: Eukaryota; Metazoa; Arthropoda; Thecostraca; Balanomorpha; Balanidae. Gene Ontology annotation, cellular component: extracellular matrix. The transcript is spliced from 2 exons.
CCGUAUAUAACGAGCCACCGGACGGACAGAAGGCAGUACAGCUCUGUACAGCUCACAGUCAACAUGGCCUACGUCAAGGUGCUGACCGCGUGUGCGCUGGUGGCCGCUGCUAGCGGAGCUCCCAGCACACCCCUGGCCUACGGCCACGGUUACGCCCAUGGCUACGCCGCCUCUCCUGCCGCCUACGGCCUCGGCUACGCCGCCGUCGCACCGGCGCCCGUCGACGUGGUGGUCGGCCACGCUCCGGUCGCCAAGUCUGUCGAGGUGGUCGACUACGUGAACCCGCACCCCAAGUACGACUUCAGCUACGGCGUCUGGGACGGCUACACGGGCGACCACAAGUCGCAGGUGGAGAGCCGCGACGGUGACGUCGUGCGCGGACAGUACCGGCUCGUCGACCCCGACGGCACCGAGCGCGUCGUCACCUACACCGCCGACGACUACAACGGAUUCCAGGCCACCGUCGAGAAGCGCCCUCUCGGCUACACCGCACCCGUGGCUGCCCACGGCUACGCCGCCCCCGUGCCGGCCGUGGCUGCCCACGGCUACGCCGCCGCCGUUCCCACCGUGGCUGCCCACGGCUACGCCGCCGCCGUGCCGGCCGUGGCCGUGCACGCCGCUCCGGUGGCCGUCUCCCACCAGUCAGUCACCAAGUCGGAGGGUUACGAUGUGCCCGUCGUCAAGGAGACGGUGCACACGGCUCCCGUCGUGGCCAAGGCGGUGCCGGCCGUCCACGCUGUCCACUCCGUGCACGCCGCGCCGGCCGUGCACUCUGUGCACACCGUGCACGCCGCCCCUGCCGUGCACUCCAUCAGCCACGGCUAUUAACUAACUCAUAUACUUUCUGUAAAAACUAUACAACUAUCCAAAGAACUGUGUUGCCACUGUGAAAUGUACAGAGCUGUAUGCUCCGUAAUUUGAUGAUCUUUCCUUCUGAAUGUUGUGUCGUGUUUAAUACAUGCCAAGACUGUACCUA